UUUUAUGUCAUGCCGAAAUUUCUGCCGGAACUGACAUCUUUCAUAGCUAAAAAUCUGAUGAUGAGAUCUCGAGCCCGUAAAACCUCCAUUAAAUUCAUUCCAAACUUCUUGACUAAUUUUGCAGUUUUACAAUGACUUCCACUGACAAUGAUUUCAGCGGGAGUACGGCGCCUCUCAUUCUUUAGCUUCGUCCCUGCAACCACCGACCAUGCUCCCACGAGCCUUCAAGCUUUUACCGAUUACAAGAAUCGCAACAGAAGCUCCACUAUUCCGCUUAUUCUCCACCGAACAUCUGCUACCAUUAUCACCAUUCGAGACAAACACCAAGCUUACCCAUCUCGUUAAAGCGAACCGUCUUACAGACGCACGUCAACUGUUCGAUCAAAUGCAUCACAGAGACGCGAUCUCCUGGACCAUCAUCAUCUCCGGCUACAUCGCCGCCUCCCACCAUAACGAAGCCAUUUCCCUCUUCUACUUCUUCCUCACAGACUCAUCCCUCUCCCCCGACUCGUUCAUCCUUAGCCUCGCCCUUAAAGCCUGCGCCUUAACUCCAUCCCUUCAUCCCCACGGCCAUGCCAUCCAGGCCCUCACCUUGAAGUCCGGCGCAGUACAUUCUGUCUUCGUCGGUUCCUCCCUCCUCGACUUCCACUCACGAGCAAGUCCUAACGAUCCCUCCGCCGCACUCAAGGUGUUCCAUGAAAUGCGCCAACGUAACGUCGUUACCUGGACAUCAGCCAUCGCAGCUCUAGUCCAUGCAGGGAAAUGCCGUGAUGCUCUCCUCCUCUUUGCAGACAUGCCGGUGCCCUACGACUCUCACACCUACGCCAUUGCCCUCAAGGCAUGCGCGGAUGCUGGUUUUAUACUCACUGGUCGUGAAAUCCACGCUGGAGCUUUGAAAGAUGGUCACUCGAAAACCUCCUUCGUCGCCAACGCCCUCGUCACGCUCUACUCCAAGUCCCACUACCUCUACCCCGCCCUCACUAUCUUCAAAUCAAUGCAAACACGAGACGUAGCCUCAUGGACAACCCUGAUUUCCACCUACACCCAAACCGGCCGCCCCUCCGACGCCAUCCCCUCCGACGCCAUCGCUGCCUUCCACUGCCUCCUCGCCCAUCCAAAAGAUGGAACACCCAACGACUACACUUAUGCUGCCACAAUCUCCGCCUGCUCAACGCUCGGGAAUGCCCCACUUGGCGCACAGAUCCACGCCCACGCCGCUCGGAGCGGAUUCUCUUCCGCCUCUUCCGUCUCCAACGCACUCGUCACAAUGUACGCUCGCGCGGGACUGCUCCCCGCAGCGUUAGCCGCGUUUCGAGAAACAGCGGCCAAGGACCUCGUCUCCUGGAGCGCGGUGAUUGCCGCGCACGCGCAGGAAGGCUGCGCUGCAGAAUCAUUCGCGCUCUUCCAGGAGAUGCGUUGCCACGGCGGGGUCCCACCGACCGAAACCACGCUUGCCAGCCUCCUCAGUGUGUGCGCGUCUGCCGCCGUACUUGACGCCGGCCGGCAGACCCAUACCCUUGCGCUUACAGUUGGGCUUGAAUCUAAUCCUAUGGUCACUAGCGCGCUGAUCACAAUGUACGCCAAAUGUGGCGGUAUAGACCAGGCCACGGCCGUGUUCGCCAGCCUGCAGCCCUCGGACACGAUCUCAUGGACGGCGAUGAUCAACGGCUAUGCGGAGCACGGACGAAGCCUAGAUGCGAUCCAACUGUUUGAUGAAAUGGACGAGAGGAAUGUAAAGCCGGAUAGCGUUACUUACCUGGGUGUUCUGACGGCGUGCAGCCAUUGCGGAAUGGUGGAGGAUGGAUUGAGGUACUUGGAUGCAAUGAGGAAAAAAGGGAUGGAGGCGGAGAAGGAGCAUUAUGGUUGUUUAGUGGACAUGCUAGGGAGGGCGGGAAGAUUGAAGGAUGCGGAAGGAAUAGUGGAGAGUAUACCUGCCGGGAUGGCGGACGAAGUGGCAUGGACGGCAUUGCUGCGAUCGUGCGAAGUGAAAGGGGAGGCAGUGGUGGGGAGGAAAGCAGCGGGGAGAGCAGCGGAGAUGGAUCCAGGGUGUGCAGGAGUGAGAGUGGUAAUGGCAAAUUUGUAUAGGUGGAGGGAGGCGGCGAGCGUGAGGAAAGAGAUGAGGGAGAAGGGCGUAAGGAAGGAGGUAGGAUGGUCUUGGGUUGCAGGAGGUGGGGGAGAGGUGCAGGUGUUUGUAGCGGCGGGGAGGGAGCAUCCGAGGGCAGAGGAGGUUUACGAAAUGAUUGGAUUGGUGAAUUUUGGGGCUCGGAUGGUUGGGACAGAAGUAGUUUUGGAGGGCUAGCGGAGGAGGAAUUCGUCUUUUUGAAUUUAUUGUAAAUUGAUUUCAAUUAUUGGAUUAAAUUCUGGAAAAAGAGAAAAAAAAGCUAUAUUCUCAUGUAUAUAU
Molecule: messenger RNA, 2401 nt
Organism: Phalaenopsis equestris
Lineage: Eukaryota; Viridiplantae; Streptophyta; Magnoliopsida; Asparagales; Orchidaceae
Product: putative pentatricopeptide repeat-containing protein At3g47840
Biological process (GO): RNA modification
Molecular function (GO): RNA binding; protein binding
Source: RefSeq, a predicted model, not a curated record